GUUAAUAAUAAGAAAUGAAUUCACUCAAAGAGUUUGAUGGAAUUGAAGAAUCCAAAGAAUCUAGCCUGAUCCAGCAGCGUAAAGAGAAUUCAGACCAAGAAGUUAGUCAACUCUCCAAGUCUAUAUCGAUUGUGAAAUCUAUUUCUUUGAAUCCACAUAAAAAUCUUCCGGAGCAGAAUGCUCUUAUUGGAUAUUCAUUAAUGGUAGUUGCUCUGUUUGGGCUAACAAUGAGACACUUGUUUGCCAAAAUGGCUUUCUUUUAUAAUGAAAAUAUUACUCCUUUUGACCUUCUCUUAGCAAUUGGAGUGGUAAAUGUUCCCAUAUUCCUUAUCCUCAACAUAAUAGUGGGGACCGAGAUUAACCUGUGCAAGUAUGAGUGUAAAGUGCGGCUAACUGUAUUUAUUAGCUGCCUGGCUUCGAUAUGUGUGAUGACCCUAAUGAUGAGUGGCAUGGCUAUGAUAUCGAUUGCCAAGACUACAUUAAUAUUUGACUUGAAUCCUCUCUUCUGCAUCAUUAUGGCCUUUAUCAUCCUCAGGGAAAGGAUUGACUAUCCUUCAGUGGGUUUUACUUUUGGAGCAAUCACAGGGAUAUACCUCUUGGCUCUGAAUAAGUCAAGUGCAACUGAUGAUGAAGAAUCAAGUGCGUUUCUAGGGAUAUUCUUGGUUUUCCUUUCUUCAUCUAUUCAAGGUACAAUUAUGGUGUUGCUGAGGAUGCUUGCUAUUUACAAUGUGCAUUUCUUGGUCAGACCUUUAUAUAGUUCUGUGGGAAUUUGAAUAUUUUGUGGUCUGGUGUAUUUUCUGAUUCCAGGAAAAAUCCACUUCCCUGAUUACUCAGCAUUAGAUCUCUUGCUACUAUUUAUGAAUGCUUUGGGAUAUACAAUCUGUUUACCAGCACUUGCCAUGGCUCUGAUGUAUCAAAAGUCCUCCCAUCUAGCUCCAGUGAACUAUCUCGAAAAUGUGUUCGCUCUGUUGGCCGACUUCUUCAUUUUCAAAUACACCUUUGUGUGGACAGACUACUUAGGAAUGGGGAUCAUCUUCGUGUGCUUAUUAAUCCCAGCCAUUCUCAAAAUCAAGAACGAGAGCUAAGUUUCAACUUAAA
Moneuplotes crassus is the source of this 1098-nucleotide messenger RNA. Lineage: Eukaryota; Ciliophora; Spirotrichea; Euplotida; Euplotidae. The record is from the annotation of a GenBank genome assembly.